Asparagus officinalis (garden asparagus) is the source of this 2191-nucleotide messenger RNA. RefSeq names its product receptor-like serine/threonine-protein kinase SD1-8. Gene Ontology annotation, biological process: recognition of pollen; protein phosphorylation. Gene Ontology annotation, molecular function: ATP binding; protein kinase activity. The record is from RefSeq and is a predicted model, not a curated record. NCBI's taxonomy places the organism in Eukaryota, Viridiplantae, Streptophyta, Magnoliopsida, Asparagales, Asparagaceae. The transcript has 10 exons. Bases 1 to 2052 code for a protein of 683 amino acids.
AUGAGGUCUUUAUGCAAGUCUCGAAUAUUAGAAUCUAGUUAUCUCAUGAGCAUGAAUGAACAUUAUGGUAGCAGUGACGGGGCCUAUGUUGGCUUUGUUUCUGCUGGUUGUGGCGCCACUGUUGGCUUUGUUUUUAUUGGUUGUGCAUCAUGGUUAUUAUGCAUGACACCGAUAUAUGAGAUAUGGUGGUGGGUCUCAACCAUCGAGAAUGGAGAUUCUCCGGGUAUUAUUGUAGAAAUUCGGAAAUUACCAGCAACCCCAAUUUAUGCAGAUGCUUUUGCCUCCCGUUUUGUUAAUAAUAAGGAAGAAAUUUACUACAGCACAGGCGUGGUUAACAAGUCCACUAUAACUAGGCUUGAUGUGACCCCACAAGGGGUCGCAGAACGGUAUAUCUGGCUUGAUGAGUCUCGCGUGUGGGACAGAUUCUGGUACAUCCCAAGCGGCCAAUGCGAUGGGUAUGCUGCUUGUGGCCCAUAUGGUUCGUGUGAUCCAAAUGGUUCUCCAAUGUGCAGUUGCUUGCAAGGGUUUGAGCCUAAAUCACCAGCAAAUUGGGCUUUAAGAUAUGCUUCUGAUGGGUGUGUUAGAAAGACGAAACUGGAUUGUAGGAAUGGGACUGAUGGAUUUGUGACUGUUCCCCGAACGCUUUUGCCAGACACAGUGACCGCGACUGUAAAUAGGACAAUGAGCCUGGAUGAAUGUCGAGCUGCCUGUUUGAGGAAUUGUUCUUGCACUGGGUUUUCUAGUGCUGACAUACGCGGGAGUGGAAGUGGGUGCAUUAUUUGGUCCAUGGACCUAAUGGACAUUGCAUCGUUCUUGGAUGGUGGCCAAGAUUUCUAUUUACGUUUGGCUGCGGAAGACAUAGGUUUAAUAUCAAGUCAAUCUCAUAAGAGCGGUGAUGCAGCCUUAGCAGUAUGGUUAAGUGUAGUCUCGGGGGUAAUAUCCCUGCUUGUCAGUGUUGCUUGUUAUGCAUGGAGGAAGAUGAAAUGGACUAGAGGGAAUACUUUCAUUAACGGGGAAAACCUUGUGGAAAGUACUAAAGAAGAUGAUAUGGAGCUUCCGCUCUUUGAUUUGGUAGAAAUUGAGGUAGCAACAAACAAUUUCUCUCAUGAAAAUAAGCUUGGAGAAGGUGGAUUUGGUCCUGUCUACAAGGGAAAGAUGAGAGAGGGACAAGAAAUUGCUGUGAAGAGACUUUCCAAGACCUCAUUACAAGGUCUGGAUGAGCUGAAGACUGAGGUAAUGUUAGUGGCCAAGCUCCAACAUAGAAAUCUGGUGAGGCUUCUGGGAUGCUGUCUUGAAGGAGACGAGAGGAUAUUAAUAUAUGAAUUCAUGCCAAACAAAAGUUUAGAUACCUUUUUGUUUGAUGAAGAAAAAGUGGCAUUAUUGGCUUGGAGAAUGCGAUAUCAGAUCAUUUUAGGAAUUGCUAGAGGACUUCUCUAUCUUCACCAAGAUUCGAGAUUCAGAAUCAUCCAUAGGGACCUUAAAGCUGGAAACAUCCUUCUCGACAAAGAUAUGAUUCCCAAAAUAUCAGACUUUGGUUUGGCCAGACGUUUUGGAGAAGAUGAGACAAAAACACAGACAAGGAGAGUUGUCGGGACAUACGGUUACAUGCCUCCAGAGUAUGCAUUGAAUGGGAUCUUCUCAGUGAAAUCCGAUGUAUUCAGCUUUGGGGUUUUAGUGUUAGAAAUCAUUAGCGGAAGGAGAAAUAAAGGGGUAUAUCUCUCUGCGGCCGAGGAAUAUCUCUUAGGAAAAGCAUGGACAUUGUGGAAAGAAGGUAACGGCUUGCAACUAAUUGACGCGUCAUUGGAUGCCUCAGUUUUUAUGACUGAAAUUCUAAGAUGCAUGAAAGUGGGGCUUCUUUGUGUCCAAGAGCAACCGGAGGAUAGACCGAUCAUGUCAUCCGUUGUUUUGAUGUUAGGCAGUGAUCAUGCUUUUCUGCCAGAGCCUAAACAACCUGGUUUUAUGGCAAGGCUAUCUCCUACAGGAAGUUCGUCUCCAGUGAAGGAAAGCUCUAGUAUAAACGAUCUAACACUUACUAUAUCUUUAGAUAGAUAAUUGUUAGUGUGUUUGUUACAUGGUUCUGUUAGUGGGCGAUACACGUAAACCCUUUUAGUGGUUAAUUAUGGUAUGACUUUUAUUCCAAUUUUUCUUGUCUUGUAUCAUUAUGGUAUGCCAUUUAUUUCAAGGGGUGGAA